AUGGUUUGUGAAAAGUGUGAAAAUAAAAUGGGUAUCACGGCCACGCCCGAUCCGUGGAAACAAGGAUGUCGUAAUGCAAUUGACACGGGUCUUGUGAAGAAACAAGACAAUAAACACCUACAAACCAUUGGAAAAAUCAAGACUAUGUCAGGAUCCAAAUCUCAAACGAAAUCUACAAUGAUGUAUGCAUUUGGUACAUGCAGAAUAUGUAAACAAAAAGUACACGAACCGGGGAGACAUUACUGUCAAAGUUGUGCGUAUAAAAAAGGAAUCUGUGCUAUGUGUGGUGUACGAAUUUUAAACACCAAAUCUUAUAAACAAUCUGCUACAUAA
Cinara cedri is the source of this 333-nucleotide messenger RNA. Lineage: Eukaryota; Metazoa; Arthropoda; Insecta; Hemiptera; Aphididae. The record is from the annotation of a GenBank genome assembly.